UUAAUCUAAAAGCCAACUCAGCCAACCCAUUUGAACAAAUGUGCUAAGUUUUGUCACUAUACAUCAUCUACCUGUCUUCUCAAUGACUUCAAAUCUUUUUUAUAUGUCAAGUGAUCAUAUAUCACAUAUAUAUGGUUUUAUAUGUCUCUAAUGAUCUGGGUGAUUCAGAAUUAGUACGCUCAGUAGGUUUCUUGCAGAGAAAACAACUAUUCAAACCCUAAACCUCCAAAUAAUUGCUUCCCUGCAUGAAAGAUGGAAACUGGAGUUGUCAACAUCCAAGAACCAGUCUCCACGAAGACAAAUGUUGGAGAAGCUCCUGCAGGAGUGAUACUUGACAACUCAUCCAUGGAAGUACAAAAGGUAAACCUGAGUACUAUUCUUGAUGAUGAGAUCACAAGUGGUGAUAGCAGAAACAGUAUUAUUCCAGGAGAGACAGAUGUUUCAGAUAUUGUAAAUGGUUCAGGGAAUAUAGAAACCGAAGAAUUAAAACACGAAAAAGGAGAAGCGACGAAGACUAGUUCGGUUGUAGAAGACAGUAAGAUCGUUAGUGAGACAGAAAAGGAUGAACACGGCUCUAUCUUUGUUCAUAAACCUGAAAGUUUGAACAAAGACAUAGAAGAUGCCAAGACAAUCUCAAGUGAUGUGACCUUAGAGAAGGAGAAAGAAACCGGAAAACCAGAAGAGGUAAGUGUCCAAAAACCGGUAAUAGAAGAAGAUCAUACAGAAACAAAAGACUUACCAAAACAAGAGGAUGAAAUUGGUAGUAUCUCUAAGGCCAGUGAAGAGAUACCUAUAAAGACUGAUGAAGUAAAAGAGGAAAAGGAUUCAAGAGAUUUGGAGACCACUGUAAAUGGAAGAGAGGCUGAGCACAAUGCAACGGUCUCAGUAGAAGAAAUAUCGAGAAAUGGUGACAACAUUGUCAAUGAAACAGUUCCAGAAAAAGAAACCGCAACAGUGAUUGAAACUACAGAAAGAGUUAUUCCUGAACUGGAAAAAGAAGAAGAGACGAAAAUAGUUGAAGAACCGAGGCUGGAUGCGAUGGAGAAAGUGGAAACAGAGAUUGUAAAGACAGUUAUAGAAGACCCUGAGAUUGUUUAUAAAGAAGAAACUGCAGUUCUUGAACCUGUAAGCUUGAAGGAAAUUGCAGAACCAGUGGAAUCAAUCAAAACCUCAGAUGAUGCAGAGAAAAUCUCAAGUGAAGUGACUGUAGACAAAGGAAAAGAAGAGGACAUAAUCCAAAACACAGAAGAGGUGCAAGAAAGUCCUAGGGUAAUCGAAACACCAACAAUACAAGGCGAGGACAUCGAAUCAAAAGCUUCAUUAGACCAUGAGGUCAAAUCAAAGGAGAUAGUUCCAGAAAAAGAAACUGCAAUAGAUGGUGAAUCAUUACAUGAAACUGAAACUACAAAAAGAGUUCUUCCUGAAGCAGAAAAAGAAGAAGACAAGGAAGAGAUGAAAACUGCCGAUGAACCGAGCCUGAAUGUGAUAGAGGAAGUGGAAACAGCGAAUGUAAAGACAGUUACAGAUGACCCUGAGAUUGUAAAUAAUGAAGAAACUACAGUUCAUGAUACUAAAAGCUUGAAGGAGAAUGCAGAACCAGUAGAAGCGAUAAAAAGCUCAGAAGAAAUAACCCAAAACACAGAAGAGAUUCAAGUUAAUCCUAGCUUAAUUGGAACGUCGAAAAUACAAGGAGAGGACAAUGAAUCAAAAGUCUCACUUAAUACUAAGGAAGAGGUAGAUCAUAGCUCAAAUGAGACAGAGGAACAUGAACAUAUGUUGGGGAGAGACUUACCACAGUGUGAGACCCUUGAAGUUGAGGCUGUAGAGUCAAAAGAAGAAAGAAAACCGAGUCUGGACCUGAAAGAGGAUAAAGAAAAAGAGGAAACAGAGACAGUCAAGACCGUCAUUUCGUCUAAUGAGGUAAGUUCUUCUACUGUUCAAGAAGAAUUUGGUGAACAUACUGAACCUGGUAGCUCGGAGAUCAAAGAUGAGAGCCAUGGAAGAGAAGAAUCUGUAGAGGUCAAAUCUAAAGAGACCGUUCAAGACGAAAACACUGCAGAGAAGCAUAAGGAUCUUCUUGAUGUAUCACCUACAGAAACAGAGAAGUAUCAAGAAAACGAACCCGAGACAACUAUAGUCGCUGAUACAAAAAGCCAUGAGAAAUUUGAAGAAAGUCCAUCAGAUCUUGCGUUAAAUGUAGAUAAAGAGGAGCAAAACGAUGAGAAGAUAAAGGUAGAUCAAUUUGAUGGAACUCAAGUUAUGGAGGAACAGAGAGGCCUAGACUCUAACGGGGUAGAGGCAGAUCGAAACGGAACUGAUGAAACAGAGGAAUGCUCAGUUGCAAAGCAGGUUUCUCUUCCGGAUGUGGAACCAGUUGAGCAGAUGCAGAAGUCAUCACUUGAUUCUCCUUCUCAAGUAUCGGAAGAAACCGUGGAUGCAAAGAUUGAUGAAAAACCAGAAGAAGAAAAAGGAAAACUGCAUCAAGAAGAUCAAGAGGAAGGUUCCUAUGGAUUAGAUACAAAAAGAGAGACAGUUUCAGUACCAGAGAGUAUUGAGAUUGGAGAAAAAUCUCUGGAAGAAAGGAAUGUGAUUGAUCUGACUCCUCUUCAAGAAGAAUCAUCCCAAACAAAUGAGAAAAAAGAAGAAACAAAGUUAGAGAAGCAUGAACUAACAAAUGAAGAAUUUAAAUCUGAUGAAGUCAUAGAAGUUUCAUCUACAUUACUUCCAAAGGAACUGGAAGGUGAGACCGUUGUUGAAGCUGAGAAGAUUGAAAACAACAAAGAGAAUGAGGAAGAAGCAGCAGCAGUAGACAAUCUUGAAUCUCAUAAUUCAUUGCCAUCUUCUUCAGAGGAGCAAGAACAUGGGACUGUUUCUGAGAAGAUAGAAGACGAAAAAGUGGAGGAAGAACCGAUGGUCCAAAUAAAAAGUCAUGAGAGACAAGAGGAGGUUUCUAAGGCUGUAGAGGAGCAGACAAUAGAUAUGGAACCUUCUUUGACUGAAAAAUGCUCUAGGGAUCAGAAUCAGCCGGAGGAACAAGUCAAAGAGGCAUGCUCCAGAGAUGAACAAGAAAAGGAAAUCUCGAGUAACAGUGAGACCAUUGUGAAUGAAACAUAUGAUUUGCAUAGCGCAGAAGCUGAAGAAGAAGAAACUGCAACAAAUGGUGAAUCAUUACAUGAUCUUGAAACUACCAGAAGAGUUCUUCUUGAAGUGGAAAAAGAAGAGGAAGAGGCAGAGACAAAGACAGAUGCAGAACCGAUGUUGGAUGUGACAGAGAAAAAGGAAUUAGAGACUGCAAAGACAGUUGUAGAAGACAUUGAGAUCGUCAAUAAUGAGGAAGCUACAUCGCAUGAAUCUGAAACCUUGAAAGGAGAUGAUCAUCAGGGUGAGAAUGCAGAAUCACUGGAAGCAAUCAAAAACUCAGACGGUGCGGAGAAACUCUCAAGAGAAGUGACUGGAGAUAGAGAAAAGGACCAGGACAUAACCCAAAAGGCAGAAGAGGUACAAGAACGUCCUAGGGUAAUCGAAAUACCGACAAUACAAGGAGAGGAAAAUGAAUUUGAAUCCUCGCUAGAACUCAAGGAAGAGGUAUAUCAAAGCUCAAAGGAUACAGAGCAACAUCAACAUGUGUCGGAGAGAGACAUACCACAAUGUGAGACCCUUGAAGCUGAGGCUGCACAUACUUCAACAGUCCAAGAAGCUGCGAUCUUAAAUACUUUGGAGACCAAUAUUAGUGAAUCAGAGGCAGUGCAUAGUGAAAUGGGUGGAGCAGAAGAAGGCCAAGAGAAAAAGGUAGACACAGAAACGAGUCUGGACCUGAAAGUGGAUAUAGAACAAAAGGAAGCAGAGACAGUAAAGACUGUCAUUUUUUCUGAUGAGGUGAAAUCUUCUGAUCAAGCAGAAGAACAUACUAAACCUUAUACCUUAGAGAUCAAAACUGAAAGCCAGGGAAGAGAAGAAUCUGUUGAGAUAAAAUCUAAGGAUACUGUUCAAGACGAAAGCAGUGAGGAGAAGGAUGUGAAUCUGCCUGAUGUACGAUCUGGAGAAUCAGAGAAGUAUAAAGAAAACGAACCUGUUACAUCUCUAGUCUCGAAGACCGAAAGCGUGGAUAAAUUUGAGGAAAUUCCAUCUUCUGUGGAAGGUGCUGGAUUAAAUGAGAGCGCACACAACCAAACUCUUGUGGACGUAGAAUCAAUUGAGAAAGUUCAGAACCCAUCUCUUGAGACUCCUCAUGAACUAUCUGAGCAAACAAGCGAAACCGUAGAUGAGGUAACAUUGCAUCAAGAAGGUCAAGAGGAAGGUUAUAAUGGCGUAGAGACAAAAGAAGAGACAGUUUCAGUACCAGAAAGUAGGCAGCUUGGAGAAAAAGCCCAGGAAGAAGAAUCAUGCCUGCAAAACGAGCAAAAGAAAGAAGUAAAGUUGCAGGAAGAACAAAUGUACAAGCAUGAACCAACAAAGGAAGAAGUUUCUAGUGACCAGCAGAGUCCUGUGGAAGAAAAAUCUGAUGACGUUAUACAAGUUUCAUCUGCUUCACCUUCAGAGGGUCCAGAAGAUGAGACCGUUGUUAAAGCUGAAAAGAUUGGGGAAGAACAAGUAGCAGACAAGAUGACCGUUGAAACAAGUUCAUUGCUAUCAUCUUCGGAGGAGCAAGAACAUGCGGCUGUUCCCGAGAAGACAGACGGUGAAGAAGUGAAGGAGGCAGAACCAAUAGGAGAUAUGAGGGAGAAAGGUCUUGAAAUUGCUGAAACUACACAUCUGAGUCUUCCAACCAUUGAUCAGAAAGAGGAUGUCAAAGCUUUUGAUGAGGAAAUAAUUCAGAUUCCAACUGCUACAUUGCCAUUGGAAGAUCAGGAAAAGGUUACUUCAACAGAAAAAGGAGAAACAAAAGCAAAUGAAACUGAAGAUGAUAAACCGGAUGAACAUGUCGCGUCUUCAACCUUGCCAAUGUUCUCAGAGAAACAUGAUGAUGAAACUCAGAUUGCAGAGGCAGAGAAAAGAGAUGAAGAGAUAACAGUGGGAACCUCAAAGACAUCUGAAAAUGUAUGCAUCCAACAAGAUGAGUUUGAGAAGCCUGAAGCUACAAAGCUAGAGGAGUUAAAAGAAGACAAGAGCCAAGAAAUUGCAGAGACAAUCAAAGAAAUUGAAGAUACGAGUGAUCAGACUCUUCCCUCACAGGCAGACAAUACUCCGUCCUCUGAGUUAGUGUCAGAACAGGAAGACCAAACUCCAAAGCAGUUUAAGGAUAUUUAUGAGGAAGAACACAAGGUAGAAGCUAUGGAUUAUCAAAAUCUUCCGGUUGAAACAUUACAUGCAUAUCAGACUCAGUCCGCUGAUUUAAUCUCAGCACUAAAUGACCAGACUCCAAAGCAUAUUGGAGAAACUCAUGAAGAAGAAACAAAGGAAGAACACAAGUUACAGGCUGAAGAAAUCCUUCCUACCGAAACAUUACAGGUCUAUCAGACUCAGUCCGCUGAUUUAAUCUCAGCUCUAAAUGACCAGACUCCAAAGCAUGUUGAAGAAACUCAUGAAGAAGAAACAAAGGAAGAACACAAGUUACAGGCUUACGGAAUCCUUCCUACCGAAACUAUUCCAAGAGAAUCAUCUGAUGACGCUCUAGUUUCCAUGUUGGCUUCUAAGGACACACAAGAGGAACAACCUGUUUCUGUGGAAAGAGCAGAGAGUGUAGGAGAAACAAAACCAAAAGAACCUGAAGAUGAAAUACGGGAUGAACAUGUCGAGACUCCGUCAAUAAUCUUGGAGAAAAACGAUAACGAGACACUAAUUGCAGAGGCAAAGAAAGGAGAUGAAGACAUAGAUGAAACAGAAAAUAUGUCCCUCAAACAAGAAGACUUUGGGAACCCUGAAGCUCCAAAGCUAGAGGAGUCAAAAGAACAGAAGUUCCAAGAAAUCCCUGAGACCGACAAAGCAAUAGAUGCUACGGGUGAUCAGAGUCUACCAUUUGAGACAUCACAAGAAUAUAAGACUUCAUCUUCUGAUUUAGCUUUAAAGCAGGUUGAGGAGGUUCAUGAAGAAGAAACAAAGGAAGAACAGAAGUUACAAGUUGCGGUCGAUCAGAUUCUUCUAGUUGAAACAUCACAAGCAGAUCAGAUUCCAUCCUUAGCUUCAGAACAAGAUGACCAGAUUCCAAAGCAUAUUGAGGAAAUUCUUGAAGAAGAAACAAAGGAAGCACGAAAGGUACAAGCAGACGAUAUUCUCUCUACCAAAACUGUAGAAUCAUUCAGUGAAUCUCCACUUUCCAUGUUGGCUUCUGGGGAAGACGAACCAGUGACUCCACAAGAAGGUAAUUGUGCUGGUGACACACUUGAGGAGAAGGUAGGAGAAACAAAGCCAAAAGAAUCAGAAGCAGAAGGAACAGAAAAAUCAGAUGAUCUGGUUGAGACUUCAACUAAACUCACUAAGGUAGAAGAUGCUGCAAGUACAAAGAAAACAGAUGUUGAAGUGGCAGAGUUAACAAAUGAUUAUCCUACAGAGGAGGCAGAGAAUGGAGAUGAGGCUUAUUCAACUCUUCCAGUUGUUGGAAUCUUGACAGAACUCCAAAAUACAUUGGAGACAGAGAGAACCAUCAAUGAUUCUGCAUCAAAGGGAGACAACAUGACAAAAGAGCCUGCUGGCGUUGAAUCAAAUGAAAAAGACUCUGCUACUGGGAUCAUAGAAGCCAACAAGUUACAACAAGAUGAAAGUGGAGAAAGUGAAAAAAUCCAGGAAGAAAACGGUCUUCCAGAGGAAUCUCUUCCAAUAGAAGAAGUCAAUUUGCAAGAGGAACAUAAAGAAGAGGUAAAGGUACAAGAUAGAAUCAGCAGAGAUUUUGAAGUCAACAACGAAGAGAAAUUACAAGAAGGAACUAGGGAGGUUGCAGAGUAUAAGGAAGAAAUUCCAUCUGAACAGUCAAUAACAGAAUUACCUGGUGAGAAAAGUCUGAUUUCAUCUUCUGUGUUGCCUUCUGAGGAACCAGAGGAUGUGAUUUCUCCUGAAAAGCAAGAAGAAUGCGAGCCACAAGAAGAUAUCAACGCUUCAAAAUCAGAGAAGAUAAGUGUACAAGAAGAGCAGAAGGACGAGACUCAUGAAACUGUUGAAGAAGAAGAUCAAGUUGUGGAUAUUAAAGAUGAAAAGAAGGAUGACGAGGAACAAGAAAUUGUUUCAUCAGAAGUGAAUAGGGAUAAAGAAGAUGCCAGUGAGCUUGGCGUUGGUAAUGAUUUUGUUUCGCGGGAUGUAGAAAAAGAGGAAGUACCUCACGGUGUCCUGGAGAAUGAAGAAGAGAUCAACGAGGUAGUCAAAUCAGAGAAGCAAAUUACAGAUCCAGUGGGUAUCAUAACGAAAGAUAGUGAAGCUGAGCCUGAAUCAAAUCAAGAACCUGUUGAAACUCAAGCAAUAUCAGAUGAUACAAAGAGAAACGAUAAUAGGGAUUUGUCAACAGAAGAAGCACAAAAGGUGCAAAGAGAAGAGGUUAGUGCUGAUAAAUAUCUCACAAAAGAAGUACUAAGUGAGCAACUUCAGGUUCCGUCCUCAACAGCACUAGAUGAUCUCAAAGAUAACAAUACCUCUGAAGCUGACUGCGAUCUUUCAGUACAGAAAUCAAGUGAACUCAUUCAGUCUCAUCAAUCUCACAAUCUGCCACUAGAAGAGAACGUUGAAGAAGCUUCAUUUGGAGUCAAGAAUGCACAAGAUGAAGAAAAUGGUAAUGCUUUGAUAACAAACGAAAACUUGCAAGUGCAAGAACAGCCCAAGGAUUUUGAAGCUCCUGCAAUAGAGAAAGAGAUAUCAGAACAAGAGCUGAAGUCGAACGAUCCCACACAUGUACAGGAAGAUAUUGGUACAGACGUUAAACCGGAAAUUCAUGAUGAGGAAAUAAGAGCUGAUAGCCAUGAUUCAGUUGUGAUGCCAAAGGAAGAAACUGGCUUAUUAGAGGAGAAGAGGGAGGUUGAACAUGUGAAGACAGAGCCCGAAGAUGCAAUCAAACAUGAAGUUGCCGUGGAAGAGAAGAACAAAACGUCUGAAAAUAUUGAUCGUCAAACUGCAAAAGAGAACUAUCAACAGGAGAGUAAACCAACAUAUACCAUCAAAGAAGAUAUCAGAAAAGAAGAGAAGGAAUCAGAUCAAGAAAGUUUCGAAAAUGUGAAGAAAACCGAUGAUGCAAUAGAAAAAAUACAACCCGAGAUUCAAGAUAUCGAAAGCUUGUCUUCUGUCAGCAAAACACAAGACAACGCAGAGCAAAAAGAUGAAGUUCCAAACCAACAGGAAAUGGAAAUACCUGAUGAAGUUCCAAACCAACAGGAAAGGGAAAUAGCUGAUGAAGUUCCAAACCAACAGAAAAGGGAAAUAGCUGAUGAAGUUCCAAAGCUGGAGAAUCAAAAGAUUUCAGAAGAAGUUCAGCAAAAAGAUGGAGAACCAGAGAACACCAAAGAUUUGUUUUCAGAAGUAAAAGAAACUGAACCAACGUUGAAAGAACCGGCAAGGAAAUCGCUAUCAGACCUCAUCCAAAAAGUGAAAGGAACAAAUAAGACUGAAGAUGUAACAACAGAACCUCAUAUCGAAGAAGAGCCUAAAACAGUAGAAGAAGAUGAGAAUGACAAUGGAGAUCACGAACAUGAUAAAGAUGAUAAAACAAGUCCAGAUUCUAUAGUGAUGGUUGAAGCUAAAGAUACAGUAAGCAUUAUCAAGACUCAUAAGAAAUCACAAGGCAUUCUCUCUGGUGUUGGUUCAAAGGUAAAGCAUUCAAUUUCCAAGGUUAAGAAAGUACUCACUGGCAAAUCUUCUCACACAACAAAGCCUUCAUCACCUAAAUGAGUGAAGAAACAAGAAAAACACACAAUCAGUCUCCUCUACAAAGGCUUUUAUUUUUGGGUUUGUUCAUUAUUUUGAUUGGUUUUUUUCUUCUUAUGUGAAUAUUACAGAUUUGUUUGUGGGUUUCAUCAUUUUCACAAUGUUCAAUAAACUGCAGAAUGAAUUGGUUUGGUUA
Molecule: messenger RNA, 8974 nt
Organism: Camelina sativa (false flax)
Lineage: Eukaryota; Viridiplantae; Streptophyta; Magnoliopsida; Brassicales; Brassicaceae
Source: RefSeq, a predicted model, not a curated record